UCAGUUUUUAUUUAGAACUCUAAGAAUUCGGAACAAUUCUACCAAAAGAAUAACUCCGAACAUUUUUUUAAUUUUUGGCUUUUUUUUCUUCUUUUUUUAAACUACUAAAUUAGUUCAAAAUCCGAAAGCCAAGAUGAAGUUCUACCCGAAUGCCGAUGUUUGGUUCUAUGUGGACAAGCCCAGCUGUAUGAACAGCUACCAAACAUAUCCGAGGGGUCACAGCUGGAAGAUCAAUGACAAGACCACUGAGCGGGUAAUGCGCUAUUGGCGGGACACCGAGGGUGUCAAAAAGGCCGAGAUCAAGCUGAAGGAUCUGUACUUCAAGGACUGGCCCAAGGGUCGCAUCCGCCCGCAGGCGUGUCUGGGUCUGCUCUACGCCACCGGUCAGCGUUUCAUCAGGUUGAGCCAAGCUCCGCCAGCUGGUUUCAAGUGCGCUCCAUUGCCUGUGAACCUGGCCACCGCCCAGUUGGUUAAUGUGGAGCUAAAGAAGAAGGCCAAGAAAGACAGGGCAGACGCUAAGAAGGCCAAGGCAGAAGCCAAGGUCGCCAAGAAGGAGGCCAAGCUUAAGGCCGCCAAGGAUGCGGAGAAGGCGGCUAAGAAAGGCAAGCAAUUUAGUGCCAAGCCCAAGGAAAUAAAAACCUAUGAAGAUGCCGAAAACGCCUAGUCCCAUAAAUAUAUAGUUUAGUGAAAAUGUUCUCGGCCUAAAAACGCAUAUUCUGAAAUAAUUAAAUUUGUUGCAUUAAGCCUUCCUUUAUUUAA
This is a messenger RNA of Drosophila bipectinata, 759 nucleotides long. RefSeq lists its product as uncharacterized. The record is from RefSeq and is a predicted model, not a curated record. Lineage: Eukaryota; Metazoa; Arthropoda; Insecta; Diptera; Drosophilidae.